AUGGUCAAACCCGUUCCUCAGGAAAACUCUGUGGAUGAAACUUGUCCACUGCCAGGCUCUGCAAACACAAGCUCGUCAGACAUUGAGGGAGGAGAAUUUGAGUGGGAUGAGGUGAUGCAAGGUUACAUACUGUCCUCCUACUACUACGGGUACGCAGGAGUGAACAUAGUGGCUGGUUACGUUGCUGCCCGGUAUAGUGCCCGCUGGGUUUUAACCAUAGGACUGCUCGCUGCCGGUGUUUUCACGAUCUUGGGUCCCGUCUGCGCCAGUGCGAGCCCGGUGGUUUUCAUGAUAACACGAAUACUCGUUGGAACAUUUUCAGGUGUUAUUAUACCAUCAAUGCACGUUCUAGUUGGGAAAUGGUUCCCCGAAAACGAGCGACAAAGACUAGGAGGACCUAUUUUCUCAGCGUCAUACCUGGGCACUGUAAUAUCAAUGGCAUUGUCUGGAACCAUUGUGAAGAACCUGGGCUGGUACUCUGUGUUCUACAUUUUCGGCGGCGUCGCAAUAGCUCUGGUGAUUCCAUGUUUGUACUUUAUCUACGAUGAGCCUGAGUCGCACCCUAGGAUCACAGAGAAAGAAAAGGACUUUCUUUUGACACACACUGGAAGAGAUCUGAAAGAGAGCAAAGAGAAGAAGGAGCUUGAAAAGGAGGAUGAAAUCAUUCGUAACCCGUGGCCCGCCAUUCUGACGUGCCCUGCUAUGUGGACGCACUGUCUAGUUGGAAUUGGAGGAGCGUGGGUCAAUUACACCCUGCUGUCUGAAUUGCCAACCUACAUGGAAAAUAUAUUACACUACGACAUCGACGAGGCUGGCCUCAUCUCAGCCCUGCCUUAUCUAUUUGGUUGGAUGAGCUGCAGUAUCUACAGCUUUCUGACAGAGAGAUUAACACGGAGAGGAGUGCACAUUAUGACCAUCUUCAGAGCAUGGGACGCAGUAUCUUGUUUUGGGCCUGCGAUCUGCUUCCUGGCGCUGACCUUCAUCGACUGCGACGUGCCAGCCAUCAUCACGCUGUUCGUCUUCACCAUGGUGUUCCGCUGCGCCAUUUACGGCGGCUCCUACCUCAACCACAUCUAUCUGUUCCCUCGCGCCUACGGAAGCGCGGCUGGUCUUUUUCUGACUCUGGCCAACUCCACAGGGAUCAUCACUCCGAUAGUCACCAGCGCUUUUGUAUCAGGCCGGGAAACAGUACAGCAGUGGAAAUACGUCUUCUACGUGGCGAUGACAAUUUCAUUUAUACCGUAUUUCGUGUUCCUCAUUUUUGGUUCUGUUGACAAUCACGAAAUUAAAUGGGAAGAGCGCAGAGAGAAGAGGAGGAAACAGAAGACGGGCCCAUAA
Molecule: messenger RNA, 1338 nt
Organism: Schistocerca serialis cubense
Lineage: Eukaryota; Metazoa; Arthropoda; Insecta; Orthoptera; Acrididae
Product: putative inorganic phosphate cotransporter
Exons: 8
Coding region: 1-1338 (445 amino acids)
Biological process (GO): transmembrane transport; monoatomic anion transport
Molecular function (GO): transmembrane transporter activity
Source: RefSeq, a predicted model, not a curated record